Anopheles nili is the source of this 2038-nucleotide messenger RNA. Its product is annotated as solute carrier family 23 member 2. Gene Ontology annotation, molecular function: transmembrane transporter activity. The transcript has 3 exons. Gene Ontology annotation, cellular component: membrane. Gene Ontology annotation, biological process: transmembrane transport. The record is from RefSeq and is a predicted model, not a curated record. Bases 24 to 1718 code for a protein of 564 amino acids. NCBI's taxonomy places the organism in Eukaryota, Metazoa, Arthropoda, Insecta, Diptera, Culicidae.
CUUAGUGCAAUCAGUAAGUCGUGAUGGAACAGAGCCACAACGAACAACCGGAGCAAGAACACAAAAAACCCGAGAAGGCUCGGGGUGCCGACAUAAACUAUGGCAUCGACGAUAAUCCACCGUGGUAUUUUUGCAUUAUGAUGGCGCUGCAGCACUACCUCACGAUGAUCGGUGCGAUCGUUUCGAUACCAUUCAUCCUAACCCCGGCCUUAUGCAUGCGCGAUGAGGAUCCGGCCCGUGGAACCAUAAUCUCCACCAUGAUAUUCGUGACCGGUCUCGUCACGUACCUACAAGCAACCUGGGGCUGCCGGCUACCAAUCGUCCAAGGUGGCACCAUCUCCUUCCUGGUGCCGACGCUUGCCAUCCUUAAUCUGCCCCAAUGGAAGUGUCCACCGGCCGAAGUGCUGGACGCGAUGAGUGACCCCGACCGGACGGAACUUUGGCAGGUGCGCAUGCGCGAAUUAUCGGGUGCAAUUGCCGUUGCAGCCAUCUCUCAGUGUGUGUUGGGCUUCAGUGGGCUGGUGGGUAAGGUCCUGCGCAUAGUCACGCCACUGACGAUUGUGCCGACGGUGGCACUGGUGGGAAUAACGCUCUUCCGGCAUGCCAGCGAAACGGCCUCGAAGCAGUGGGGCAUCGCAAUCGGUACAACAGCGUUGUUGACGCUAUUCUCCCAGGGUUUGGCCGAAGUAUCAUGCCCGGGUUUGGUGUACCGGAAAGGACACGGCUUUCACGUGACCUGGUUCCCAUUGUUUAAACUAUUUCCGGUGCUGCUCACGAUCGCGCUCAUGUGGACGGUGUGUGGUGUGUUGACGGCAACCGGGGUUUUCCCCGAGGGUCAUCCGGCUCGUACCGAUGUCCGGUUGCGUGUACUGCAGGACGCACCAUGGUUCCGUGUGCCCUAUCCGGGUCAGUUCGGGUUACCGACCGUAUCGCUGGCCGGUGUGCUCGGUAUGCUGGCAGGUGUGAUCGCGUGUACGGUCGAAUCGAUCAGCUACUACCCGACGAUCUCUCAAAUGUGUGGUGCUCCACCUCCGCCAUUGCACGCCAUUAACCGGGGCAUAGGGAUCGAAGGGUUGGGUACGGUGCUAGCCGGACUAUGGGGUUCCGGCAACGGAACCAACACGUUCGGUGAGAACGUGGGUGCAAUCGGUGUAACGAAGGUGGGUAGCCGGCGGGUGAUUCAGUGGGCAGCCGGUGUCAUGAUUCUGCAGGGUGUCCUGAACAAGUUCGGGGCCGCUUUCAUUAUGAUACCGGAUCCGGUGGUCGGAGGCAUCUUCUGUGUCAUGUUCGGUAUGAUCACGGCAUUCGGGUUGGCCGCACUGCAGUACGUGGAUCUACGGUCCGCCCGGAACCUGUACAUCCUUGGACUUUCGUUUUUCUUUCCGCUCGUGCUGUGCCCUUGGUUGCAGGAACAUCCCGAUGCGAUCCGGACCGGUAAUGAGACGGUCGAUUCCACGCUGUCGGUGCUGCUCGGAACCACCAUUCUCGUCGGAGGUGUGUUGGGUUGUGCGUUGGACAAUCUCAUUCCCGGUACGCGGGAAGAGCGUGGGUUGGUCGCGUGGUCGAAAGAAAUGGCACUGGAAGUGGAUCCUUCCGAUGAGGAGUUACCGGGUGAGCAGAGAAACACGUUCGAUUUUCCGUACGGAAUGGAGCUGCUUCGACGAUGGAAGUGGACCCGUCACGUACCGUUCCUUCCGACGUACCGGAUGAAACUGUAAAACGACGCUAAAUCGCCAUUCCGAUGAAAGUAAACUUUUCUCACAAACAACAGACAUCGCAAACGCAUGGUCGAGUCGUUCAAUCUACUUUAUUUGAUAAGUCCACAAUACUGCUACCGUUAAAUAGCAUGCCACCGUGAAUAAAGGUACCCACUAACCUGAACGAUUAAAACUGGUCAACUCUACUCGAUCGAACCAACCCUUACACCGUCGCGUACGGUUUGCUUAUCAAAAAACAGGACCAAAUAAAUAUUGCUAGUGUAGUGGUUGCUCGGUGUGGGUGUACAUUUUUGGCAUCCAAUGAUUACUACGCUGAUACC